GUCUUGUUCCACUAGGAUUAUGCGGGAAGUGAGUGAUUGACAAUGCAGAUGUUCUGUCCAUAAACUUCAUCUGGUAUGCAUACGUCGUGGAUUUCAGCGAAUCUGACUGGAAUUUGUUAGUUUCUUUAUCAUCUACAGCUGUCAGGCAUGCGGAGUAUCUUCUCCGGUCUGUCCAUUAUCCACAUCUCCUUCUCCACAUCAGAGCAAUUCGUUUCUAAAUAGCCAGGGAUAGGCUACAGUAUUUUUUCCCACUUCAUUAUUCAAGAGGGUAGAGAGAUAAGAUGGCCACCCCCUUUGUCCCCGUGCCUGUCCCCAUGGAACGGACCCCGUCCUGGCCCAAGAGGACCUCCCCCCUGGGAAUUCUCUCUAGUGCUGGCUUUUCCUCUCCUGGAAAGACCCCUUGGGUGAAGGCCACUGGGUCCUGGGGGGCCACAGUAGCCUGUCCGAUCCUCCCCCAGGCGUGUUCCAGCCCCGAGGGGUACAGGACAUCCAGAGGAGGGGAGCAGGGGUCGGUCCAGGAGGAUGGGACUCCAGGGGACAGUUGGGAGAGGCCCCUCACCCCGACCCUGCUGGGCUAUGAGGUCAUGGAGGAGAGGGCAAAGUUCACGGUGUAUAAAAUAUUGGUGAGAAGGAAUCAGGAAGAGAACUGGGUGAUCUUCAGAAGGUACACAGACUUCUCCAGACUCAAUGAUAAGCUAAAUGAGUUCUUUCCCAGGUUCAGACUAGCCCUGCCACCCAAGCGCUGGUUCAAAGAUAACUACGACAUGGAGUUUCUGGAGGAGAGACAGUUAGGCCUACAAGCCUUCCUACAGAACCUCAUAGCACACCGGGACAUCACCAACAGUGAAGCGGUCAGACAGUUCCUUUGUUUGGAUGACCCGCCAGGCCCCUUUGACAGUCUGGAGGAGAGCAGGGCUUUCUGUGAGACGCUGGAGGAGACCAACCACCGUCUCCAGAGGGACCUGUCGGAUAAACAGCGAGAGAUUGACUCUUUGAAAACAGCCCUGGACGAGAGACAGACCCACAUUGGAGUCCUGGAGAAGAGAGUGAAUGGCGAGUUCCCCAGCCCAGAGGGCCUGACUCCGGAGAGCAGCAGGCUAUCAGCCCUAGGCAGUGAGAACAGCUCUGACACAGACACUGCCGCAGACAGACACAGAGACACAGACAGAGAGGCGGACGUAGACACAGACAGGGGAUCAUCCACUGCAGUGGAGGCUGACCAGGAGACAUGUCCUGAAAAAACAAGCUCAGAAGUCCAACGGCCACUCAAGGGUCACAUGGCGUACUGGUCAUCUGCGGCCAUUGAUAGUUCACCAGAAGCUUUUAUAAAUUCAACAACUCCAUAGAAUUGACGUGGAAUUCUGAAUUUGAUUCUGACCUGGGACCUGGAAGAGUAGAUGAUUCCAAGAUGGACUGAUGAUGAGCUACAAGUGUAUAGACUUUUCAUGCACAGAUUCUUGCUUGUAGUGACUGCAUUAAUGGGUGAUUGAAGUUAUCAUAUAAGGUGUGUGUGUGUGAGGGGAGGGG
Molecule: messenger RNA, 1527 nt
Organism: Coregonus clupeaformis (lake whitefish)
Lineage: Eukaryota; Metazoa; Chordata; Actinopteri; Salmoniformes; Salmonidae
Product: sorting nexin-16
Exons: 8
Coding region: 282-1346 (354 amino acids)
Biological process (GO): protein targeting to lysosome; early endosome to late endosome transport; endosome to lysosome transport
Cellular component (GO): extrinsic component of endosome membrane; early endosome; late endosome
Molecular function (GO): phosphatidylinositol binding
Source: RefSeq, a predicted model, not a curated record